Molecule: messenger RNA, 919 nt
Organism: Cydia splendana
Lineage: Eukaryota; Metazoa; Arthropoda; Insecta; Lepidoptera; Tortricidae
Exons: 1
Coding region: 91-774 (227 amino acids)
Source: RefSeq, a predicted model, not a curated record
AUAAACGACUGCUAUCUGCCAAUCAAAUCUGUCAAAAUAUAAACAAUUAUUUGCAGCUACAAGGAACUUAUUAAUCUUAUUAUAAACGUGAUGGAUGCUUCGAAUCCAACAAAGCUUCCUCCUUACAACUGGAUAAAAGACGCAAAGAUUUACAACAAAAGUUAUUCUUUGAUUCCGUCGGAAUGGAUUCAGGAAAACGCAGAUAUAGUUGUUGUCCUUUUCAUCUCCAAGGGUGUAGACAGGGAGGGAAUAGUCCAGAAAUUUUAUAACAUCUACGAAAGUGUCAAACACGCGAAUGUGCCUAUAGAAGUUAUACAUGUGCCGUUAGACGAGAAUAAAUUACUAAUGAAGGAAAGCUUCAAGCAGCAAGCCAACUGGUACACACUUCUGCACGAUGAUCCCCUGAAACUCAUCCUGACUUAUUUAUAUGAAGUAUCAUAUAUCCCGUAUUUUGUUGUUAUAAAACCCGAUGGGACUAUUGUUUCUAACACUGCCAAUAGAGAUUUGGAGGAAUAUGGUAAAAAUGCAAUCAUUGCUUGGUUGUCUCCAUCGGCGUGUGUGAAACAUACUAGAAAACUGGAGGAUGAAGCUGUUAUGUAUGGAUCUAAGUGGAAUUAUUUAAUUAAAGAGGAAGCUGAGGAAAAGAAAGAAUAUCCGAGAAGGUUUGUCUCAAAGAAUAGCGCACGGAUAGGGUUGAUGCCAGUGAGACGCAGCGAGCUGAAGGAAAAAGCAGAGGGCCAGACGGAGACCUUGGAGAAACCGUCUCCUGUGUAGUGAUGUACAGGAUUUUUUCAGAACGAUAGGUAUACAUGAAGUCUAGUGUGUUCUUUUCAUUAGGUACUUUGUAAGUUCUUCUGGCAGGACAUUUAUGGUUCUUUGGCAUGCUUUGCUGCCUUAUUAUAUGUUAUUAAACUUAACU